Messenger RNA from Trichobilharzia regenti, 366 nucleotides. The record is from the annotation of a GenBank genome assembly. NCBI's taxonomy places the organism in Eukaryota, Metazoa, Platyhelminthes, Trematoda, Strigeidida, Schistosomatidae.
AUGUCCACGACUUCUGAUGUACAUUAUUACAGAGGGAAUGAUUAUAGACCUUCUAUUGGUAUCAUACUACAAAGAAUGGGAAAUGGAAUGGUGAAGAUAUUAGACAUCGAAGAUAAUUCAGUUCAUAACAGACACUUGGAUCAAGUGAGAAUAAAUGAGGUAGGUCGUUCCGAUUAUGAUUGUAAUGACUCCGCUACUAAUCCUGAUUUUGUAGAUAAUUCAGAAAUAAGUCUAGAUGAUACUGACGGAAAUAAUAUCACAGAAGGUCGCAGCUACUUCCAAGCAAACCGCGAUAUCAUUAUAAAUACGCAAGGAGACAUUCGACGUGUGGCGGAUGUGGUGAUUGACUAUUUCUAUCUCUGUAUC